Felis catus (domestic cat) is the source of this 18881-nucleotide messenger RNA. It is a transcript of the gene AHNAK2, whose product is annotated as AHNAK nucleoprotein 2. Gene Ontology annotation, cellular component: nucleus; cytoplasm. The transcript is spliced from 7 exons. NCBI's taxonomy places the organism in Eukaryota, Metazoa, Chordata, Mammalia, Carnivora, Felidae. The record is from RefSeq and is a predicted model, not a curated record. The coding region runs from base 344 to 18352 and encodes 6002 amino acids. Gene Ontology annotation, molecular function: protein binding. Gene Ontology annotation, biological process: regulation of RNA splicing.
UGUGGAGGGGAGGGACCCGGGAGGGCAGCUGCAGGGAGCACCAGCUGGGACCUUCACUCCUGGGCAAGCUGGGAGGACUUCUGAGCUGGUGUCUGGCUGGCAGCUGCAGUCUGAGGACCCAGACGCAGAAACGGAAGAGGACCCCUCUGUGAUCGAAGGGCCGGUGGACGAGAUCGUCCGGCCGAGGCCACAGGGGUCCUCGCCGGUCUACGAAUGCACUGCUGAGGGUGCCGGCUUUGGACUCCCGGGGGAGGACACAAGGAGAAGGCGGGCUUCCUCGGGCUCGGGGGGUCGGAGGUCCUGGUGGAAGCGAGACUCGGGAGACGCUCGAACGUUUUCCAGGAUGAGUCGUCAGCAGUCCGUGCAAGAGGCGACAGAGGUGACGCUGAGGACAGACGUGGAGGCCGGAGCCAGCGGCUACAGCGUCACAGGGGGCGGGGACCGAGGGAUUUUCGUCAAGCAAGUGCUGAAGGACUCCUCCGCCGCCAAGCUCUUCAGCCUAAGAGAAGGUGAUCAGCUGCUCAGUGCAACCAUAUUCUUUGACAACAUUAAAUAUGAAGACGCUCUCAAAAUUCUUCAGUACUCAGAGCCUUACAAGGUUCAAUUCCAAGUCAGACGGAAACGUCCUGCCGCAGGGGAUGAGGAAGGGGUCUCCGGUGGCGCUCAGGCCGGCCGCAAGGACAGUGAGACGCAGGAAAAAGAUGUCGCCGAUGGGUGCACAGAGACCCCCACGAAGACUGUGGAAGGAAGUGGAGACAAGGAGAGACUGAUCUCCAAGCCCAGAGAGGGCAGGGGCAGGCCAUCCCAAAACGAGAGGCUCUCCUGGCCCAAAUUCCAGUCAAUAAAGACCAAGCCCAGGUCAGGGCCGCGGAGGUCACACAGCUCUUCAGAGGCCUGUGAGCGAGGACACCCACCUGACAUGUCCCCCACGAGCACAGACACAGAGGCCCAGCUCCCAACAGAGGAGCAGGAGCAGAAGGCAGGACCGGACGGCCAGCGGAGGAGAAGGUUCCUGAACCUGCGAUUCAGAGUGGGCUCAGGGAAGGGUCCAACACCGGGGGCGAGGCCGAGCACAGAGGUCCAGUCUGGGGUCCUAGAGGAGGCAGCAUCCUGGGAUGACAGCCAAGAGGGCGCCAAGGCCAGCACAGACAGGACGGUGGAGGGACCAGAGGGGACAUCAGCUCUCACUGCCCAGCAGCCCGUGGAGCCGGGCCGCCCCAGCGAGGGAGCCUGGGGGGACGGGGCCAGCGUGGCACCCAGGCGCCGAAGAAAGACAAAGGAAGUGAAGGACCAGGUCGACUCGGUGUCAGACGGGAAACCCGGGAUGGACUCAGGCCCAAAGCCAGGUGGAGACGGCCACAGAGAAGCAGUCCAGGGCACAGAAACUGGGAUUGCCACAUCGGCUCUGCAAGGCAAAGUGGACACACAGGGCCGCCAGCCGGAGUUCCAAAUCCAAAUACCCGAUGUCAAAACGCCCAGCUUUGAAUUCUGCAAAGAAACAAUGCCAGACAGAGAAGCGGGCACAGCAGCACGAGUGCAGGGACCCAGACACGGAGGUCCUACAGCAGAGGGCACGGGCAUGAAAGAGCAGCCUGACCACAGACCGGGACCACAGGUGGCUGGAAAGCCCGCAGGGCCCCUGACAGAACGGGACGAAGGAGGAGCAGAGGGAGCUGAGGCAGGGCACGGAGAGGCACACGCCGAAGAGGGGGACACACACGCACAGGGCAGACAGGAGAGGAAAACUAGGUUCAAAUUCAAAACACCCUCAUUCGGGUGGUCUCCAGGAAAGGACAUAAAAUCAGGUCAGGAACAGGUCAGAGAAAUGGAGAGCACGCUCACCAUUCUGACCGCAGAGAGAGGUGCCAGAGUCAAACAGUCAGAACGCGAAAAAACAAAAUUAGACACACCUGAGGUAGACUCAAGAGCCACGGAGGGAGAAAGAGAGGGUGUUCAGACAACUCAAGCCGAUUUUACACUGGGAGAAAGGGAGGUGGCCGCCAGAGACAGCAAGUUCAAAAUGCCCAGGUUCAAGAUGCCAUCUUUCGGUGCCUCCGUGCCAAGCAAGUCCUUGGAGGCCACGGUGGACGUGUCCCUGCCCAAGAUCCAGGCGGAAGUGUCCCUGCCUUCCAUGGAAGCUGAGGUCAAGAGCAAUGAUGUGACCAUUGAGCUGCCAUCUGCUGACUUAGAACUCAAGACAUCCACGGUGGGGGAGAAGGUUCCAGAAGGCCAAAUCCCUGAAGGGGAGCUCCAGGAACCCUCGGCAGGAGCCAGAGUCAAAGGGCACCUGCCCAAGGUGCACAUGCCCAGCAUGAAGAUGCCGAAAGUGGAUUUUAAGACACCCCAGGUGGACAUCAAGGGGCCCAAGGUGGACAUCAAGGGACCCAAGGUGGACCUAAAGGGCCCCAAAGGGGAGGUGAGCAUGCCAGAUGUGGAGGGGACACUGCUGAGUGCAGAUGUGGAUGUCCAGGCACCCACCACCAAGUUGGAGGGUGACGUUACCCUGGGAGACAAGGAGGUGGCCGCUAGAGACAGCAAGUUCAAAAUGCCUAAGUUCAAGAUGCCUUCCUUUGGUGCCUCAGCGCCAAGCAAGUCCUUGGAGGCCGCGGUGGACGUUUCCAUGCCCAAGAUCCAGGCAGAAGUGUCCCUGCCUUCCAUGGAAGCUGAGGUCAAGACCAGUGAUGUGACCAUUGAGCUGCCAUCCGCUGACUUAGAACUCAAGACUUCCACGGUGGCCCAGAAGCUCCCUGAUGUUCAGGUGCCUGAGGGAGAGCUCCGGGAGCCCUCAGCAGGAGCCGGGUUCAAAGGGCACCUGCCCAAGGUGCACAUGCCCAGCAUCAAGAUGCCCGAAGUGGACAUCAAAGCCCCCCAGGUGGACAUCAAGGGGCCCCAGGUGGACAUCAAGGGACCCAAGGUGGACCUAAAGGGCCCCAAAGGGGAGGUGAGCAUGCCAGAUGUGGAGGGGACACUGCUGAGUGCAGAUGUGGAUGUCCAGGCACCCACCACCAAGUUGGAGGGUGACGUUACCCUGGGAGACAAGGAGGUGGCCGCUAGAGACAGCAAGUUCAAAAUGCCCAAGUUCAAGAUGCCUUCCUUCGGUGCCUCAGCGCCAAGCAAGUCCUUGGAGGCCGCGGUGGACGUUUCCGUGCCCAAGAUCCAGGCAGAAGUGUCCCUGCCUUCCAUGGAAGCUGAGGUCAAGACCAGUGAUGUGACCGUUGAGCUGCCAUCUGCUGACCUAGAACUCAAGACUUCCACGGUGGCCCAGAAGCUCCCUGAUGUUCAGGUGCCCGAGGGAGAGCUCCAGGAAUCCUCAGCAGGAGCCGGGUUCAAAGGGCACCUGCCCAAGGUGCACAUGCCCAGCAUCAAGAUGCCCAAAGUGGACUUUAAGGCACCCCAGGUUGACAUCAAGGGGCCCAAGGUGGAUAUCAAAGGACCCAAAGGGGAGGUGAGUGCCCCUGAUGUGGAUGUGACCCUGCCAAGUGUGGAGAUGGAUGUCCAGGCACCCACCGCCAAGUUGGAGGGUGACGUUACCCUGGGAGACAAGGAGGUGACCGCUAGAGACAGCAAGUUCAAAAUGCCCAAGUUCAAGAUGCCAUCUUUCGGUGCCUCGGCGCCAAGCAAGUCCUUGGAGGCCGCGGUGGACGUGUCCCUGCCCAAGAUCCAGGCAGAAGCAUCCCUGCCCUCCAUGGAAGCUGAGGUCAAGACCAGUGAUGUGACCGUUGAGCUGCCAUCUGCCGACCUAGAGGUGAAGACUGCCAUGGUGGGCAUGAAGCUUCCAGAAGGCCAAAUCCCUGAAGGGGAGCUCCAGGAACCUUCGGCAGGAGCCGGAGUCAAAGGGCACCUGCCCAAGGUGCACAUGCCCAGCAUGAAGAUGCCCAAAGUGGACUUUAAGGCACCCCAAGUGGACAUCAAGGGGCCCAAGUUCGACAUGAAGGCCCCCCAGGUGGACAUCAAGGGGCCCAAGGUGGACCUGAAGGGCCCAAAAGGGGAGGUGAGUGCGCCCGACGUGGAUGUGACCCUGCCCAGCGCAGACGUGGACGUCCAGGCACCCACGGCCAAGUUGGAGGGUGACGUUACCCUGGGAGACAAGGAGGUGACCGCUAGAGACAGCAAGUUCAAAAUGCCCAAGUUCAAGAUGCCAUCUUUCGGUGCCUCGGCACCAAGCAAGUCCUUGGAGGCCGCGGUGGACGUGUCCCUGCCCAAGAUCCAGGCAGAAGUGUCCCUGCCCUCCAUGGAAGCUGAGGUCAAGUCCAGUGAUGUGACCGUUGAGCUGCCAUCUGCCGACCUAGAGGUCAAGACUGCCAUGGUGGGCAUGAAGCUUCCAGAAGGCCAAAUCCCUGAAGGGGAGCUCCAGGAACCCUCGGCAGGAGCCGGAGUCAAAGGGCACCUGCCCAAGGUGCACAUGCCCAGCAUGAAGAUGCCCAAAGUGGACUUUAAGGCGCCCCAGGUGGACAUCAAGGGGCCCAAGGUGGACGUCAAAGGACCCAAGGUGGACCUGAAGGGCCCCAAAGGGGAGGUGACCGCCCCUGACGUGGAAAUGACCCUGCCCAGUGUGCAGAUGGACGUCCAGGGACCCACUGCCAAGCUGGAGGGUGACGUUACCCUGGGAGACAAGGAGGUGGCCGCUAGAGACAGCAAGUUCAAAAUGCCCAAGUUCAAGAUGCCUUCCUUCGGUGCCUCAGCGCCAAGCAAGUCCUUGGAGGCCGCGGUGGACGUUUCCGUGCCCAAGAUCCAGGCAGAAGUGUCCCUGCCUUCCAUGGAAGCUGAGGUCAAGACCAGCGAUGUGACCGUUGAGCUGCCAUCUGCUGACCUAGAACUCAAGACCUCCACGGUGGCCCAGAAGCUCCCUGAUGUUCAGGUGCCCAAGGGAGAGCUCCAGGAAUCCUCAGCAGGAGCCGGGUUCAAAGGGCACCUGCCCAAGGUGCACAUGCCCAGCAUCAAGAUGCCCAAAGUGGACUUUAAGGCACCCCAGGUUGACAUCAAGGGGCCCAAGGUGGAUAUCAAAGGACCCAAAGGGGAGGUGAGUGCCCCUGACGUGGAUGUGACCCUGCCAAGUGUGGAGAUGGAUGUCCAGGCACCCACCGCCAAGUUGGAGGGUGACGUUACCCUGGGAGACAAGGAGGUGACCGCUAGAGACAGCAAGUUCAAAAUGCCCAAGUUCAAGAUGCCAUCUUUCGGUGCCUCGGCGCCAAGCAAGUCCUUGGAGGCCGCGGUGGACGUGUCCCUGCCCAAGAUCCAGGCAGAAGCAUCCCUGCCCUCCAUGGAAGCUGAGGUCAAGACCAGUGAUGUGACCGUUGAGCUGCCAUCUGCUGACCUAGAACUCAAGACUUCCACGGUGGCCCAGAAGCUCCCUGAUGUUCAGGUGCCCGAGGGAGAGCUCCAGGAAUCCUCAGCAGGAGCCGGGUUCAAAGGGCACCUGCCCAAGGUGCACAUGCCCAGCAUGAAGAUGCCCAAAGUGGAUUUUAAGGCGCCCCAGGUGGACAUCAAGGCACCCAAGUUGGACGUCAAAGGACCCAAGGUGGACCUGAAGGGCCCCAAAGGGGAGGUGACCGCCCCUGACGUGGAAGUGACCCUGCCCAGUGUGCAGAUGGACGUCCAGGGACCCACUGCCAAGCUGGAGGGUGACAUUACCCUGGGAGACAAGGAGGUGGCCGCUAGAGACAGCAAGUUCAAAAUGCCCAAGUUCAAGAUGCCUUCCUUCGGUGCCUCAGCGCCAAGCAAGUCCUUGGAGGCCGCGGUGGACGUUUCCGUGCCCAAGAUCCAGGCAGAAGUGUCCCUGCCUUCCAUGGAAGCUGAGGUCAAGACCAGUGAUGUGACCGUUGAGCUGCCAUCUGCUGACCUAGAACUCAAGACUUCCACGGUGGCCCAGAAGCUCCCUGAUGUUCAGGUGCCCGAGGGAGAGCUCCAGGAAUCCUCAGCAGGAGCCGGGUUCAAAGGGCACCUGCCCAAGGUGCACAUGCCCAGCAUCAAGAUGCCCAAAGUGGACUUUAAGGCACCCCAGGUUGACAUCAAGGGGCCCAAGGUGGAUAUCAAAGGACCCAAAGGGGAGGUGAGUGCCCCUGACGUGGAUGUGACCCUGCCAAGUGUGGAGAUGGAUGUCCAGGCACCCACCGCCAAGUUGGAGGGUGACGUUACCCUGGGAGACAAGGAGGUGACCGCUAGAGACAGCAAGUUCAAAAUGCCCAAGUUCAAGAUGCCAUCUUUCGGUGCCUCGGCGCCAAGCAAGUCCUUGGAGGCCGCGGUGGACGUGUCCCUGCCCAAGAUCCAGGCAGAAGCAUCCCUGCCCUCCAUGGAAGCUGAGGUCAAGACCAGUGAUGUGACCGUUGAGCUGCCAUCUGCCGACCUAGAGGUGAAGACUGCCAUGGUGGGCAUGAAGCUUCCAGAAGGCCAAAUCCCUGAAGGGGAGCUCCAGGAACCUUCGGCAGGAGCCGGAGUCAAAGGGCACCUGCCCAAGGUGCACAUGCCCAGCAUGAAGAUGCCCAAAGUGGACUUUAAGGCACCCCAAGUGGACAUCAAGGGGCCCAAGUUCGACAUGAAGGCCCCCCAGGUGGACAUCAAGGGGCCCAAGGUGGACCUGAAGGGCCCAAAAGGGGAGGUGAGUGCGCCCGACGUGGAUGUGACCCUGCCCAGCGCAGACGUGGACGUCCAGGCACCCACGGCCAAGUUGGAGGGUGACGUUACCCUGGGAGACAAGGAGGUGACCGCUAGAGACAGCAAGUUCAAAAUGCCCAAGUUCAAGAUGCCAUCUUUCGGUGCCUCGGCACCAAGCAAGUCCUUGGAGGCCGCGGUGGACGUGUCCCUGCCCAAGAUCCAGGCAGAAGUGUCCCUGCCCUCCAUGGAAGCUGAGGUCAAGUCCAGUGAUGUGACCGUUGAGCUGCCAUCUGCCGACCUAGAGGUCAAGACUGCCAUGGUGGGCAUGAAGCUUCCAGAAGGCCAAAUCCCUGAAGGGGAGCUCCAGGAACCCUCGGCAGGAGCCGGAGUCAAAGGGCACCUGCCCAAGGUGCACAUGCCCAGCAUGAAGAUGCCCAAAGUGGACUUUAAGGCGCCCCAGGUGGACAUCAAGGGGCCCAAGGUGGACGUCAAAGGACCCAAGGUGGACCUGAAGGGCCCCAAAGGGGAGGUGACCGCCCCUGACGUGGAAAUGACCCUGCCCAGUGUGCAGAUGGACGUCCAGGGACCCACUGCCAAGCUGGAGGGUGACGUUACCCUGGGAGACAAGGAGGUGGCCGCUAGAGACAGCAAGUUCAAAAUGCCCAAGUUCAAGAUGCCUUCCUUCGGUGCCUCAGCGCCAAGCAAGUCCUUGGAGGCCGCGGUGGACGUUUCCGUGCCCAGGAUCCAGGCGGAAGUGUCCCUGCCUUCCAUGGAAGCUGAGGUCAAGACCAGCGAUGUGACCGUUGAGCUGCCAUCUGCUGACCUAGAACUCAAGACCUCCACGGUGGCCCAGAAGCUCCCUGAUGUUCAGGUGCCCGAGGGAGAGCUCCAGGAAUCCUCAGCAGGAGCCGGGUUCAAAGGGCACCUGCCCAAGGUGCACAUGCCCAGCAUCAAGAUGCCCAAAGUGGACUUUAAGGCACCCCAGGUUGACAUCAAGGGGCCCAAGGUGGAUAUCAAAGGACCCAAAGGGGAGGUGAGUGCCCCUGACGUGGAUGUGACCCUGCCAAGUGUGGAGAUGGAUGUCCAGGCACCCACCGCCAAGUUGGAGGGUGACGUUACCCUGGGAGACAAGGAGGUGACCGCUAGAGACAGCAAGUUCAAAAUGCCCAAGUUCAAGAUGCCAUCUUUCGGUGCCUCGGCGCCAAGCAAGUCCUUGGAGGCCGCGGUGGACGUGUCCCUGCCCAAGAUCCAGGCAGAAGCAUCCCUGCCCUCCAUGGAAGCUGACGUCAAGACCAGUGAUGUGACCGUUGAGCUGCCAUCUGCCGACCUAGAGGUGAAGACUGCCAUGGUGGGCAUGAAGCUUCCAGAAGGCCAAAUCCCUGAAGGGGAGCUCCAGGAACCUUCGGCAGGAGCCGGAGUCAAAGGGCACCUGCCCAAGGUGCACAUGCCCAGCAUGAAGAUGCCCAAAGUGGACUUUAAGGCACCCCAAGUGGACAUCAAGGGGCCCAAGUUCGACAUGAAGGCCCCCCAGGUGGACAUCAAGGGGCCCAAGGUGGACCUGAAGGGCCCAAAAGGGGAGGUGAGUGCGCCCGACGUGGAUGUGACCCUGCCCAGCACAGACGUGGACGUCCAGGCACCCACGGCCAAGUUGGAGGGUGACGUUACCCUGGGAGACAAGGAGGUGACCGCUAGAGACAGCAAGUUCAAAAUGCCCAAGUUCAAGAUGCCAUCUUUCGGUGCCUCGGCACCAAGCAAGUCCUUGGAGGCCGCGGUGGACGUGUCCCUGCCCAAGAUCCAGGCAGAAGCAUCCCUGCCCUCCAUGGAAGCUGAGGUCAAGUCCAGUGAUGUGACCGUUGAGCUGCCAUCUGCCGACCUAGAGGUCAAGACUGCCAUGGUGGGCAUGAAGCUUCCAGAAGGCCAAAUCCCUGAAGGGGAGCUCCAGGAACCCUCGGCAGGAGCCGGAGUCAAAGGGCACCUGCCCAAGGUGCACAUGCCCAGCAUGAAGAUGCCCAAAGUGGACUUUAAGGCGCCCCAGGUGGACAUCAAGGCGCCCAAGUUGGACGUCAAAGGACCCAAGGUGGACCUGAAGGGCCCCAAAGGGGAGGUGACCGCCCCUGACGUGGAAGUGACCCUGCCCAGUGUGCAGAUGGACGUCCAGGGACCCACUGCCAAGCUGGAGGGUGACAUUACCCUGGGAGACAAGGAGGUGGCCGCUAGAGACAGCAAGUUCAAAAUGCCCAAGUUCAAGAUGCCUUCCUUCGGUGCCUCAGCGCCAAGCAAGUCCUUGGAGGCCGCGGUGGACGUUUCCGUGCCCAAGAUCCAGGCGGAAGUGUCCCUGCCUUCCAUGGAAGCUGAGGUCAAGACCAGUGAUGUGACCGUUGAGCUGCCAUCUGCUGACCUAGAACUCAAGACUUCCACGGUGGCCCAGAAGCUCCCUGAUGUUCAGGUGCCCGAGGGAGAGCUCCAGGAAUCCUCAGCAGGAACCGGGUUCAAAGGGCACCUGCCCAAGGUGCACAUGCCCAGCAUCAAGAUGCCCAAAGUGGACUUUAAGGCACCCCAGGUUGACAUCAAGGGGCCCAAGGUGGAUAUCAAAGGACCCAAAGGGGAGGUGAGUGCGCCCGACGUGGAUGUGACCCUGCCCAGCGCAGACGUGGACGUCCAGGCACCCACGGCCAAGUUGGAGGGUGACGUUACCCUGGGAGACAAGGAGGUGACCGCUAGAGACAGCAAGUUCAAAAUGCCCAAGUUCAAGAUGCCAUCUUUCGGUGCCUCGGCGCCAAGCAAGUCCUUGGAGGCCGCGGUGGACGUGUCCCUGCCCAAGAUCCAGGCAGAAGCAUCCCUGCCCUCCAUGGAAGCUGAGGUCAAGUCCAGUGAUGUGACCGUUGAGCUGCCAUCUGCCGACCUAGAGGUCAAGACUGCCAUGGUGGGCAUGAAGCUUCCAGAAGGCCAAAUCCCUGAAGGGGAGCUCCAGGAACCCUCGGCAGGAGCCGGAGUCAAAGGGCACCUGCCCAAGGUGCACAUGCCCAGCAUGAAGAUGCCCAAAGUGGACUUUAAGGCGCCCCAGGUGGACAUCAAGGGGCCCAAGGUGGACGUCAAAGGACCCAAGGUGGACCUGAAGGGCCCCAAAGGGGAGGUGACCGCCCCUGACGUGGAAAUGACCCUGCCCAGUGUGCAGAUGGACGUCCAGGGACCCACUGCCAAGCUGGAGGGUGACGUUACCCUGGGAGACAAGGAGGUGGCCGCUAGAGACAGCAAGUUCAAAAUGCCCAAGUUCAAGAUGCCUUCCUUCGGUGCCUCAGCGCCAAGCAAGUCCUUGGAGGCCGCGGUGGACGUUUCCGUGCCCAGGAUCCAGGCGGAAGUGUCCCUGCCUUCCAUGGAAGCUGAGGUCAAGACCAGCGAUGUGACCGUUGAGCUGCCAUCUGCUGACCUAGAACUCAAGACCUCCACGGUGGCCCAGAAGCUCCCUGAUGUUCAGGUGCCCGAGGGAGAGCUCCAGGAAUCCUCAGCAGGAGCCGGGUUCAAAGGGCACCUGCCCAAGGUGCACAUGCCCAGCAUCAAGAUGCCCAAAGUGGACUUUAAGGCACCCCAGGUUGACAUCAAGGGGCCCAAGGUGGAUAUCAAAGGACCCAAAGGGGAGGUGAGUGCCCCUGACGUGGAUGUGACCCUGCCAAGUGUGGAGAUGGAUGUCCAGGCACCCACCGCCAAGUUGGAGGGUGACGUUACCCUGGGAGACAAGGAGGUGACCGCUAGAGACAGCAAGUUCAAAAUGCCCAAGUUCAAGAUGCCAUCUUUCGGUGCCUCGGCGCCAAGCAAGUCCUUGGAGGCCGCGGUGGACGUGUCCCUGCCCAAGAUCCAGGCAGAAGCAUCCCUGCCCUCCAUGGAAGCUGAGGUCAAGACCAGUGAUGUGACCGUUGAGCUGCCAUCUGCCGACCUAGAGGUGAAGACUGCCAUGGUGGGCAUGAAGCUUCCAGAAGGCCAAAUCCCUGAAGGGGAGCUCCAGGAACCUUCGGCAGGAGCCGGAGUCAAAGGGCACCUGCCCAAGGUGCACAUGCCCAGCAUGAAGAUGCCCAAAGUGGACUUUAAGGCACCCCAAGUGGACAUCAAGGGGCCCAAGUUCGACAUGAAGGCCCCCCAGGUGGACAUCAAGGGGCCCAAGGUGGACCUGAAGGGCCCAAAAGGGGAGGUGAGUGCGCCCGACGUGGAUGUGACCCUGCCCAGCGCAGACGUGGACGUCCAGGCACCCACGGCCAAGUUGGAGGGUGACGUUACCCUGGGAGACAAGGAGGUGACCGCUAGAGACAGCAAGUUCAAAAUGCCCAAGUUCAAGAUGCCAUCUUUCGGUGCCUCGGCACCAAGCAAGUCCUUGGAGGCCGCGGUGGACGUGUCCCUGCCCAAGAUCCAGGCAGAAGCAUCCCUGCCCUCCAUGGAAGCUGAGGUCAAGUCCAGUGAUGUGACCGUUGAGCUGCCAUCUGCCGACCUAGAGGUCAAGACUGCCAUGGUGGGCAUGAAGCUUCCAGAAGGCCAAAUCCCUGAAGGGGAGCUCCAGGAACCCUCGGCAGGAGCCGGAGUCAAAGGGCACCUGCCCAAGGUGCACAUGCCCAGCAUGAAGAUGCCCAAAGUGGACUUUAAGGCGCCCCAGGUGGACAUCAAGGGGCCCAAGUUGGACGUCAAAGGACCCAAGGUGGACCUGAAGGGCCCCAAAGGGGAGGUGACCGCCCCUGACGUGGAAGUGACCCUGCCCAGUGUGCAGAUGGACGUCCAGGGACCCACUGCCAAGCUGGAGGGUGACGUUACCCUGGGAGACAAGGAGGUGGCCGCUAGAGACAGCAAGUUCAAAAUGCCCAAGUUCAAGAUGCCUUCCUUCGGUGCCUCAGCGCCAAGCAAGUCCUUGGAGGCCGCGGUGGAUGUUUCCGUGCCCAAGAUCCAGGCGGAAGUGUCCCUGCCUUCCAUGGAAGCUGAGGUCAAGACCAGUGAUGUGACCGUUGAGCUGCCAUCUGCUGACCUAGAACUCAAGACUUCCACGGUGGCCCAGAAGCUCCCUGAUGUUCAGGUGCCCGAGGGAGAGCUCCAGGAAUCCUCAGCAGGAGCCGGGUUCAAAGGGCACCUGCCCAAGGUGCACAUGCCCAGCAUCAAGAUGCCCAAAGUGGACUUUAAGGCACCCCAGGUUGACAUCAAGGGGCCCAAGGUGGAUAUCAAAGGACCCAAAGGGGAGGUGAGUGCCCCUGACGUGGAUGUGACCCUGCCAAGUGUGGAGAUGGAUGUCCAGGCACCCACCGCCAAGUUGGAGGGUGACGUUACCCUGGGAGACAAGGAGGUGACCGCUAGAGACAGCAAGUUCAAAAUGCCCAAGUUCAAGAUGCCAUCUUUCGGUGCCUCGGCGCCAAGCAAGUCCUUGGAGGCCGCGGUGGACGUGUCCCUGCCCAAGAUCCAGGCAGAAGCAUCCCUGCCCUCCAUGGAAGCUGAGGUCAAGACCAGUGAUGUGACCAUUGAGCUGCCAUCUGCCGACCUAGAGGUGAAGACUGCCAUGGUGGGCAUGAAGCUUCCAGAAGGCCAAAUCCCUGAAGGGGAGCUCCAGGAACCUUCGGCAGGAGCCGGAGUCAAAGGGCACCUGCCCAAGGUGCACAUGCCCAGCAUGAAGAUGCCCAAAGUGGACUUUAAGGCACCCCAAGUGGACAUCAAGGGGCCCAAGUUCGACAUGAAGGCCCCCCAGGUGGACAUCAAGGGGCCCAAGGUGGACCUGAAGGGCCCAAAAGGGGAGGUGAGUGCGCCCGACGUGGAUGUGACCCUGCCCAGCGCAGACGUGGACGUCCAGGCACCCACGGCCAAGUUGGAGGGUGACGUUACCCUGGGAGACAAGGAGGUGACCGCUAGAGACAGCAAGUUCAAAAUGCCCAAGUUCAAGAUGCCAUCUUUCGGUGCCUCGGCACCAAGCAAGUCCUUGGAGGCCGCGGUGGACGUGUCCCUGCCCAAGAUCCAGGCAGAAGUGUCCCUGCCCUCCAUGGAAGCUGAGGUCAAGUCCAGUGAUGUGACCGUUGAGCUGCCAUCUGCCGACCUAGAGGUCAAGACUGCCAUGGUGGGCAUGAAGCUUCCAGAAGGCCAAAUCCCUGAAGGGGAGCUCCAGGAACCCUCGGCAGGAGCCGGAGUCAAAGGGCACCUGCCCAAGGUGCACAUGCCCAGCAUGAAGAUGCCCAAAGUGGACUUCAAGGCGCCCAAGUUCGACAUGAAAGCCCCCCAGGUGGACAUCAAGGGGCCCAAGGUGGACCUGAAGGGCCCCAAAGAGGAGGUGACCGCCCCUGACGUGGAAGUGACCCUGCCCAGUGUGCAGAUGGACGUCCAUGGACCCACUGCCAAGCUGGAGGGUGACGUUACCCUGGGAGACAAGGAGGUGGCCGCUAGAGACAGCAAGUUCAAAAUGCCCAAGUUCAAGAUGCCUUCCUUCGGUGCCUCAGCGCCAAGCAAGUCCUUGGAGGCCGCGGUGGACGUGUCCGUGCCCAAGAUCCAGGCGGAAGUGUCCCUGCCCUCCAUGGAAGCUGAGGUCAAGUCCAGUGAUGUGACCGUUGAGCUGCCAUCUGCUGACCUAGAACUCAAGACUUCCACAGUGGGUGAGAAGCUCCCUGAUGUUCAGGUGCCCGAGGUAGAGCUCCAGGAGUCCUCAACAGGAGCCGGGUUCAAAGGGCACCUGCCCAAGGUGCACAUGCCCAGCAUCAAGAUGCCCAAAGUGGACAUCAAAGCCCCCCAGGUUGACAUCAAGGGGCCCAAAGUGGAUAUCAAAGGACCCAAACGGGAGGUGAGUGCCCCUGACGUGGAUGUGACCCUGCCCAGUGUGGAGAUGGAUGUCCAGGCACCCACUGCCAAGUUGGAGCGUGACGUUACCCUGGGAGACAAGGAGGUGACCGCUAGAGACAGCAAAUUCAAAAUGCCCAAGUUCAAGAUGCCAUCUUUUGGUGCCUCGGCACCAAGCAAGUCCUUGGAGGCCGCGGUGGACGUGUCCCUGCCCAAGAUCCAGGCAGAAGCGUCCCUGCCCUCCAUGGAAGCUGAGGUCAAGUCCAGUGAUGUGACCGUUGAGCUGCCAUCUGCCGACCUAGAGGUGAAGACUGCCAUGGUGGGCAUGAAGCUUCCAGAAGGCCAAAUCCCUGAAGGGGAGCUCCAGGAACCUUCGGCAGGAGCCGGAGUCAAAGGGCACCUGCCCAAGGUGCACAUGCCCAGCAUGAAGAUGCCCAAAGUGGACUUUAAGGCACCCCAAGUGGACAUCAAGGGGCCCAAGUUCGACAUGAAGGCCCCCGAGGUGGACAUCAAGGGGCCCAAGGUGGACCUGAAGGGCUCAAAAGGAGAGGUGAGUGCACCCGACGUGGAUGUGACCCUGCCCAGCGCGGACGUGGACGUCCAGGCACCCACGGCCAAGUUGGAGGGUGACAUUACCCUGGGAGACAAGGAGGUGACCGCUAGAGACAGCAAGUUCAAAAUGCCCAAGUUCAAGAUGCCAUCUUUCGGUGCCUCGGCACCAAGCAAGUCCUUGGAGGCCGUGGUGGACGUGUCCCUGCCCAAGAUCCAGGGAGAAAUGUCCCUGCCCUCCAUGGAAGCUGUGGUCAAGUCCAGUGAUGUGACCGUUGAGCUGCCAUCUGCCGACCUAGAGGUGAAGACUGCCAUGGUGGACAUGAAGCUUCCAGAAGGCCAAAUCCCUGAAGGGGAGCUCCAGGAACCCUUGGCAGGAGCCGGAGUCAAAGGGCACCUGCCCAAGGUGCACAUGCCCAGCAUGAAGAUGCCCAAAGUGGACUUUAAGGCACCCCAGGUGGACAUCAAGGCCCCCAAGUUGGACAUGAAGGGACCCAAGGUGGACCUGAAGGGCCCAAAAGGGGAGGUGAGUGCUCCCGACGUGGAUGUGACCCUGCCCAGAGCAGACGUGGACGUCCAGGCACCCACGGCCAAGUUGGAGGGUGACCUUACCUUGGGAGACAAGGGGGUGACUGCUAGAGACAGCAAGUUCAAAAUGCCCAAGUUCAAGAUGCCUUCCUUCGGUGCCUCAGCGCCAAGCAAGUCCUUGGAGGCUGCGGUGGACGUUUCCGUGCCCAAGGUCCAAGCGGAAGUGUCCCUGCCCUCCAUGGAAGCUGAGGUCAAGUCCAGUGAUGUGACCGUUGAGCUGCCAUCUGCUGACCUAGAACUCAAGUCUGCCAUCGUAGCCGACAAGCUCCCGGAGAUCGAAAUGCCCGAGGGGGAGCCCCAGGAACCCACGGCAGGAGCCGGACUCAAAGGGCACGUGCCCAAGGUGCACAUGCCCAGCGUGAAGAUGCCCAAAGUGGACUUUAACGCGCCCCAGGUGGACAUCAAGGGCCCCAGGAUGGACGUGAAGACCGCCGGAGGGGAGUUGAGCGCCCCCGACAUGGAUGUGACCCUGCCCAGCGUGGACGUGGACGCCCGGUCACCCAGGACUAAGUCAGAUGUGGGUAUGUCCUCUCGGAACCUGGAACUGUUUUCUAAAGGAAGCAAGUUGAAGGUUCCUAAAAUCAACAUUUCUUCUUCUGGUCACCCCAGUAGUAAGUCCUCUCUGGUCUCUCCACCUGUUGAGGGAAUUGCCAAAGAUGUUGACCUCAGUCCUUCUGGCCCCAUGCAUCCCGUCGUACGUGCUCGUGAUGAGGAUGCCGUCACAGUCAAAGGUGACGUAGGUCUCUCAAUUGGGAAAGAUGGAGGUCGAAGCAAAAGCAAAAAAUCCCAUUUUAAACUCCCCAAAGUCUUUUCUCCACCUGGGAAAACCCCUAAAGUGUUCUUAGCUUUUGGCGGAGAAGUUGCCAUGCGUUCGCCUCCGAGCGAGUCUGCACAUGGCGGGUCCCCGGGGCUGUCCAGCACUUCUGAAACUUCCCUGCCGGAGUCCCGGCCCGGCUGGCUCAGUGGUCCCCAUGGGGAUUCCUCUAGCCUCAUUCCGGGUGAGGACGUCACACUUACAAAGUACCAGGUGACCAUCCCCCGUGACCCCGCCUCCCCCGAGCUGCCCUGUGUAGGCCUGUCUGGGUCCCAGGCGGAGUCUCAGUUGCCCAGCGUGGCCGGUGCCGUGGACUCCCCAUCCAGCGAGAAUAUUCUGCUGUCCCAGCCUGACGGCCACAGUGGCCCAGUGCACACCGUAUUUCCUGAAUCUUAUGGCCGCGUGACUUUUCCUAAAUUUCAUCGACCAAAGUUCCAACUGUCAUCCCCCCAAUCAGCAGCUGGCAUGGCGGAGCCCGGAGCUGCAGAGGGUGUCCCCGCCCUGUCCCCUCCCCUCCCUGAGUGGGGACCACACUCCUCGGCCAGGGAAGCCACGGGGUUCCCCUUGCCAGGCAGUCAGUUGCCGUCUGCAGGUGUCUCUGUGUCCACGGUGGCAGAGGGACCUGUGGGCACCGCGGGGACAUCAGCAGUGGCUGGAGGGGAAGCCCCAGCCGGAGACGCGGAGCCUGAGGGGAGGGGCAGUCCUGUGAGAGCACCAAGAGUCAAGCUUCCCUCUUUCCACUGGUCCCCCCAAAAGGGGGCAGAGUCCAAAGCAGCCCCUGGAGCCCCCCCGCCACCGGGGGUUUCCCUGCCGCCAGCAGCAGCAGGUGAGGAUGUGAGUCUUGGGCAGGAGGGAGAGAAGGGGGUGGUCACAGCACCCGCCCUCGCCCUACUGAAGGUCUCACCUCCCACAAUGACGGCUUCCACAGGAGGGACCGGCGGAAGUGGCGGGGGCGGGGGUGCAGGUGCAGCAGCUGGGCCCCCAGAGGGAGCGGACGUGACCCUCCACCCCACACAGGCCCACGCUCCCGGUGCCGGCUUCGUCGAAGAUGCGCUCAGACCCGCCGAGGCCCCGCCGGAGGCGAGCCUGUCCACCCGUGGCCCGUCCCUUGGAGACAGCAGCAGAGAGCACGGUCUCGGGGACGGCUCACAAAGCCAGCUUUGUGGGGAGGUGAUGGCCCCCUCGACAGAGGUCCCCCUGCAGCCGUCCCGGACAACCCCAGAUGCCGCCUCCCCCACGGAGGGGAGCCCAGCGCGGGAGGCGGCAGCGGGAGUCACUCCGGCCGGCCCCAGGGAGAGCUGGUUUAGAAUGCCCGCGCUGCGUCUGCCCAGCUUCAGGCGCCCCUCCAAGGAGAGGCCUGGGUCUGCAGGGCUGGGGGCUCAGGGGCCCGCGCCUGCCACCAGUGCGCCAGGGGAGGGACAGGCACCGACCACGGUCCGGAGUCAGGGUGUCCCUGUUCCUGAGUCCGAGGAGGAGACGACUAAGUGCCCGCGGCCCCUGGAGGCCGGUGCCGACGUGGGAACCACUGGCAUCGAAGCUUCUCACACAGACGUUCCGCAGAGGAAUCUAGACCUUCAGGCCCCUGCUGCCGGCAUGUCCACUCCCGAGGUCAGGGUCCGGCCAGGCGAAGGCUCCCUGCCCCUCCGGGUGUGCGGGACACUCGCAGAGCCCCACGGGCCUCCAGGAGAAGCAGGCCAGCGCCCCCUUGCUGGGACAGCAGCAGCGCAGGGCCCGGCCGGGGGCCCGGAGGAGCCGCCUCCCCAGCCCGAAGGCCCCCUCAGACUGAGGGCCUCCAGUACCGACGUGCCGUCCCAGGUUUCCGUGGUCAACGUGGGUCAAGUCUGGGAGGACUCUGUGCUCACUGUCCAGUUCCCCAAGUUAAAGGUUCCGAGGUUCAGCUUCCCAGCCCCCAGCGGGGAGGCUGACGUUUUCGUGCCCCGUGUCAGAGAGCUGCCGUCCCCACAGAGCCAUCCUGACACUGCCCUGCUCGGGCAAAGCCCCGGCGCCCGGGACGCCGGCGUCCUGAAGGCGCCCGAGGCCGUCUCCUCAGAAGCCGCCCCCAUCUGUAAGGUCAGGGUGCACAUUCAGAGCGCGGAGGCCGAGAGCAGGCAGGUCACCGUACAAAGCACGGUGACAGCCAUGUACACGGAGCUCUCGGAGCCCCAGGCUCUUCCUGCCCGGAUCGUGCGGGAGUCAGAGGUCCCUGCGUCAGAGGCCCAAACGCCUUCCUACGGGUUCUCCUUACUAAAGGGGAGGGUCCCUGAGCCCACCGCUCGGUCGCAGGCACACGCGGUGACUGCGGACCCUGGGCCAAGAGGGCGCCUUCACCAGCCAGCCCCAGGAGCAGGACCUGUUUCUGGAGACCCGCAGCCUGACACCGGAGAGCCCUUUGAAAUUCUCUCUCCCGAUGGAGACGUGCCGGGAAUGCCAGCCUGCUCUCCUGACCUCCGCUCUGGCCAUGGGCCUGCAGACAGCUGUUCUGACGAGGAGCCGGCGGAAAUUCUCGAGUUCCCGCCAGAAGAGGGCCGGGAGGCGGCGGCUGCCCUGGCAGAGGAGGACGGGGCCCCCAGAGCGAAAGCAGAAGGUAAAAGGUCCUCCGGCCUGUUCCGGUUUUGGCUCCCCAGCAUCGGGUUUUCUUCCUCUGUCGCCGAGGCCGGCACUGACCCCCAGGCCGAAGCCCCGAGACCCGCUCCGGUCCAGACGCAGCCCGAGGCACGGCCGCCGCACCCGCAGGAGAGAGCGGGCUGGUUUCGAUUGCCCAGGUUGGGCUUCUCCUCGUCUCCCACCAAGAAAAGCAAGAGUGCGGAGGCGGAGGCGGGUCCGGCCGAGCAGCACCUCCAGGAAGAGGCAGGCACCUUCUUUGACGCCCGAGAAAGCUUCUCCCCCGAGGAGCAGGAAGAGGGGGGGUCGGCGGAGGCCGCGGACUCCGGGGCGAUGGUGGCCUCCGCGGCGAGAACCGAGCUGAUCCUGCUGGAGGGGGACGGAGCCGCCAGCCGGGCCCCGGAGCCCAGGCCCGGCAGCGAAUGAGGGCCGGGCGGGGGAGACCCUUCCCCGGAGGACGGGCGCCCAAACGAAAUCCCGAGACAGAGGCCCCGCCGCGCACGGGGCUCCCGUCCCGCGGCCCACGGGACUGAGGCGCAGGGCGGCGGUGCCCGGACGGACGUGGCCCUCCGGGGCGGGAGCCCUGUGGGGACCCCCGGGGUAGCGGGGCCGCGGAGGGUGUAGAAGUAGUUCCGCUGUCCUGUGGCCCCUGUCUGGUCCCGCCCCGUCUCAGGUGGAGUCUGGCGCCUUCCAGGAAGCCCCCCCCCCCCACCUGCUUGCCUGUCACGAGCUCACUCCUGGCCUCACCCAGGCGAGCUUGGGGACGACACGCGACACGCACGCGGGGCAGAGGGAGGUGGCUGCGGGCGGGUGAGCCAGCCGAGGGGGCACCCGUCCGUGCCUGCACGGCCCCGCGCGGUCCCCGAGCCCCUUCGCGCACACGCUGCCACCAGGCCUCCCGCGGAAGCUCCCUGGCUGUCCCCAGACGGGCAAUAAAGGACAGGAUGCACCCACA